Molecule: messenger RNA, 1260 nt
Organism: Acanthocheilonema viteae
Lineage: Eukaryota; Metazoa; Nematoda; Chromadorea; Rhabditida; Onchocercidae
Source: the annotation of a GenBank genome assembly
AUGAAACGCCACGGCGGCGACGAUGAUUUAGGCCCAUCUGAUAACCAUGAAAGUGCAAAAUCUGGUAAGCGACAGCGCCCAGAUAGCUAUCAGGAAGCGCUGGCAGCUGGUAAAUAUGAAUUAAGAUUGCUGGUGUCCAGUCGUGGAGCCGGUGGAAUCAUCGGCAAAGGUGGCGAAAAUAUUAAGCGAUUAAGAUCGGAGCGGUAUCCAAAGUGUAGUUACACUGUUAUCGAAAUGUGUACUGCACUGAGUGAUCCUGCAGUUCUGUUACUUGGACGGUUUAAAAUUUCAUCCUUUGCUUUGCAGUACGAUGCGAAUGUCACAGUCCCCGAUAGCCAAACUCCUGAACGAAUUGCCACUGUUGUUGCGACAAUAGAAAAUGUACUCUCAAUUGUUACCGAAAUUAUUCCAAAACUUGAUGAUAGUCGUGAAGGUGAUUCCAAUCGUCCAAUAGAGCUUCGUGUUUUGGUACAUUCUUCACAUGCUGGUGCCGUUAUCGGGCGUCAAGGGUCGAAAAUUAAAGAAAUGAAGGAAGAACUUGGUGUGCAAAUGAAGGUAUUUGCACAGUGUCCACCUCAAUCAACAGAACGUGUUGUAUCAAUUAAGGGAGUUCCCGACAAAAUAAUAGCUUGCGUGAACCAUAUUAUGAAUAUGCUUAAAGAGAUUCCAAUCAAAGGAGUAACGAAGCCGUAUGAAUCAAUGUUCUAUGAUCCAAGCUACUCAGCUGAGUAUGGUGGAUAUCCACCAGAUCGAAACUAUCGUGGUCCAAUGAUCCGUGGACCAAUGGCAAUGACUUCAUACGGUAAUUAUGGUCGCAGUUUUCCACGACAAGUUGGCGGACGUGGCCCCUUGUCAGCUGUUGCGUUGCCACCAUAUAUGGGCCCGGAAGAAAGCACUCAGGUCACAAUACCAAAUGAGCUCGGUGGUACUAUAAUUGGUAAAGGCGGUGAGCGAAUCAAUAGAGUACGUGAAGAAUCAGGAGCUCAGAUCGUUGUUGGACCACAGCAGGAAUCUGGUGAACGUAUCAUAACGAUUACUGGUACCUCAACAGCUAUUCAAACAGCCCAAUAUUUGUUACAGCAGUGAGUAGUUCAUGCUUUUAUGAUGUCUCAAGCCAAUAUAGAAAGUCAAGCUAAGAAUAGCAGUACAGCAAAUACCCCAUUGUUAAUUCAUCAUAAACAUCCAAAUGAACUGAUCGGUUAUACUUUUUUCAGUGUUCGCCAAUCCGUUGCGGGACGAAGAUAUUUAAACGAAAUCUAA